Molecule: messenger RNA, 693 nt
Organism: Fusarium keratoplasticum
Lineage: Eukaryota; Fungi; Ascomycota; Sordariomycetes; Hypocreales; Nectriaceae
Exons: 1
Coding region: 1-693 (230 amino acids)
Biological process (GO): protein dephosphorylation
Molecular function (GO): protein tyrosine/serine/threonine phosphatase activity
Source: RefSeq, a predicted model, not a curated record
AUGGCAGACAUGGACGAAUUGGACCCUCCCUCAAUCUCUGAGAUCGCGCCCAACAUCUUUGUGGGCAACGUCGCGAGCUCUUUGAAUCGCAAUGUUCUCAGGCACCACAACAUUACGGCCAUCGUCUCCCUCCUCGACGGCGGAUAUGCGAAAUGGAACAGUCCGAGGAACAGACAGAUUGUGCCUCAAGAGUGCCAUCUGUUUGUGCCUUGCCUAGACAACUCGACAAUGGAUAUUCUCACGCUUCUGGACGAGAUUUGCGCCUUCAUCGACUUACAGCUCGGCCACCAGUCUCGGCCACGAUCGCCCUCGUCCCUCCUCUCAGAGGAUCUCGACUUUGACUCAACCCCUUCAACGCCCAGCGAAGCGCCAACCAAAGGGCCCAAUAUCUUGAUCCACUGCCGUCUGGGCAUGUCCCGCUCCGCCUCUGUCGCUAUCGCAUACCUCAUGCGCCGCCGCGGCGAGAGCCUGGACGUGAUCCUCCCCGAGGUCAGGACUCGCCGCAAAGUCAAGCCGCGAGACAACUUCAUGGACCAGCUCCGGGUCUGGGGGGAAGUCGGCUACGAGGUGUGGGAGGACAAGGAGAGGCGGAUCCCCAAGGCGCUGUACCAGGGCUACCUCGACAGGCGGGCCGUGAGACUCGCGGCAAAGGGGUUGACGGGCAAUGAGCCCAUCUUGCCGGUCUGCUUCUGA